UUUUUUUUUUUUUUUAUUUUCUCUUCCAUCAUUCAGUCUCUUUGAGAAGAGGAAAAAAAUAUCAGACCCAUUUCUGCUUUGUAGUGGCGAUGACUUAGACCUCCCAUACUUCUAGGUCUUCAUCAAUCUCACCACUUUCUUUAUCUCUUUGAAACUCUCACUUUUUUCUCUCUAAUCUACUAUGUGUAGUGGGUUUAAAUUUCUUGGAUUGGAGGAUCUGAGUCAGACCCAUUUGGGUUUCUUUUACUUUUUUAUAAUAUUUUAAUUCUCCGGCGACUCUGAAACGGAAAAAAAAAAAAAAAAAGGAAUCGAAUUUACUUCGGGGUCUUUUAGUAUUUCGAUUAUUGUUCCCUAUAUGCGGUGAUUUGGAGGAUUUGCGGCCGAAUAACCCAUUUCUGUUUUUCAGGAUGUCUGAAUCCUGCUGCUCAGCUUUGUUUCUAGCUCUACCAGACGAUGUAUUUUCCAUUAUCACUCGGAUCCUCUCGCCGAGAGACAUUUGCAGUCUAGCUCUGUGUUGCCGUAGUUUAUCUGCCCUUGUUGCCUCUGAAAAGGUCUGGUUUGCCCAAUGUGAAAUGGUUGGAAUUGUGUCCCAUGGAGAGCUCAUUGAGUGGCGCGAGGCCGUGUCAUCUUACAAGGCUCUUUGCCGCUUUCUCUACUGUGUUCAGCCGUUGAUGGGAAUCUGGGUUCAUCAGAACCCUGAGCUUGGGAAUGUUGUCUAUGUCAUGCCCGGUUUUGUUUCUGUUGUUGGGUGCCGCAUAUUACCUCAGGAGCUUGGCCCAUCAGGUAUUGAGGAGGACCCUAUUCUUUGGGCUCCUGUAUUUGAGGUUUUGGGUGAUUGUGAUGGUUCUACAGCAUUUUUCUUACAUGGAAGGGAGAAGGGAAAAAGCUAUUUGUAUCCCGGUUCUGUCAAGCCUGCCGAUAGGACCUGCAAUGUGCUAUUGCUUGAGGUUGAGCCUAGACUGCGCAAAGAUGGGGGUAAGUUGUUGUAUAGCAAGAGCUUUGUUCAACCAGACAAGGAGCAAUCAAGAAAGAUUAGCAGGUCGAAUGGUAGAUCGUCAAGGUCACAAAGGAACUUGCAGAAUGAGGCCACUGUGUCCUUCAGUCGAUUGGCUUUCAGUGAUAGAAGAAAGUUGCUCGAGAUUGUCACAAGCCAAGUUCGUUUGGAAGUGCCUCAAACAGCAAAUGGGCCACUUUUUCCUCCUAUGAGGGCUGAUGGAGAGAACUAUCAUAAGGAUAUGAUGCGGUUAUGUGAACGAAGAUCCAUACUUGUUCAAAUGCAUAAGACUGGUGGAGAUCUCAUUGAUUGGAAUACGGACACUCAGUUGUCAUCUGAUCCUACACAGCUGGAAUUGAGUGAGAUCAGAAGAAGUUUUGAUAGAUCAAGUGGUUUUCAUUUUUCUAACAAUGAAGAUGAUGGACGUACACAAUGCAAAAGUAGAAAAACUAUUGGUAGGUAUUUUAGGGAUAGCAUUAGUCAGAUCCUGGGGAAGUCUACCUCAAUCAAUGGUAACCAUGCAACUUCAAAGAAUAGUUCUUCGAGCAGUGAUAAUAAGUAUGCACAGCUUCAUGAGUUUCUGAGAUCAGGUGAUACAAUAGGACUGACACUACAACCCUCCAAUGUUAGGUUAUCGUCUUAUCGAGCAUGGCCAAAUAUGCAUGACAGCCGGUUUGCCCUUUACAAGUUGCCCAUGCGAGUUCCAACUGCUGAGCAAGAGUUUGCUGGUUUAUGGGGAGGAACUUUUGGCUGGCCUCCUGGCAGGCCUACCGAAGAAAAGCCUGGAAAGGCUUUGUUCUUUCUUUUGCUUUCAUAUGAGAAAUCUGAGGGGCAGAGAAAUCUCAUUGCAACCAAAAUAUUGGAAGGCACCCAUUAUGUUCUACAUCCUAAUGGUUCAGCAAUGUUUAUGGUGAAUAUCGACGAGCCUUCACCAGAUUCAUUUCCAUGGGAUAAAGAUGGAGAUUCCCUUCCUGUGAACAUUAGGCAUGCUUUUCUUGGGGAGGGUAUUGCAAAUGGGUAUGGCUUCAGAUAUCCAGGCUCAAAACCCGGUUCUCUCUUUGUAUUUGAAAAUGGGAACCUUGCCUUCAUCUGGAAGGAGUCAAAGGCUGUCCUAACCCUGCAAAGACUUAACUUGCAAGAGCUUUUGAGGAAAGGAGAAGAAGUUGCUGCUCUACCUCCAAUUGCCAACUUUUCAUAUUUGACCAAGUCAUACUCAAAUGUUUUUGCUGGCAUCCCAAAUACCUCAAAUUGUUUGUCUUCAGCAAGGUUUGCCGUAGUCCCUUAAAAGAAACUCUUAUAUAUUUUCUCAUCUCCUCCCCUCCCCCUUAAAUAAAUAGAAUCAUCUCUGUCUUACAUUAUUCAUUGAGCUAUCAAAGUUGUCAUUUUAAAAAUAUAUGUUUUAGCUAAACAUGUUUCAUUAUUUAUGGUGGUUAACCCUUGGUGGGAUUGAAUGAAAGGCUAAUAAUUUUGUAAACAGCUAUAAGAGUUUGAGAUGUGAAAGUUCGAUGCAACCUUAAAUGC
Ziziphus jujuba (common jujube) is the source of this 2515-nucleotide messenger RNA. RefSeq names its product F-box protein At5g39450. The record is from RefSeq and is a predicted model, not a curated record. The coding region runs from base 408 to 2279 and encodes 623 amino acids. Lineage: Eukaryota; Viridiplantae; Streptophyta; Magnoliopsida; Rosales; Rhamnaceae. Gene Ontology annotation, molecular function: protein binding. The transcript is spliced from 2 exons.